Cucurbita moschata (crookneck pumpkin) is the source of this 1162-nucleotide messenger RNA. Its product is annotated as ras-related protein Rab11D. Gene Ontology annotation, cellular component: endosome. Lineage: Eukaryota; Viridiplantae; Streptophyta; Magnoliopsida; Cucurbitales; Cucurbitaceae. Gene Ontology annotation, molecular function: GTP binding; GTPase activity. The coding region runs from base 399 to 1055 and encodes 218 amino acids. The record is from RefSeq and is a predicted model, not a curated record. The transcript is spliced from 2 exons.
CUCCCUUUUUAUAGCAGCCCACCCAACUUCGCUUCAACUCCUUUCCGAUGUGGGAAUGCUUAGCUGCACGCUAAGCCACUUUCCACGCUUCAAAGCGAGUCAAAAUUAAUCAACCAUCGUGAAAUUUCAAAUCGCGAAACAAAAUCUGGUUGAAAUUCAUACUUUCUUGCCUGUUCUUGAUGUACAGUACAAAAUUCAAAUUCACUGUUCUAUGCCUAUGACCCUUUACUUUUCCAUAGCUCCGGUGCAAAGGCCUCCUCCACUAAGACGAAGAUAUUAGUUUACCNUUUUUUUUUUUUUUUUUUUUUUUUUUUUGUAUAUAUAUAUAUAUACGCAUCCGCUUAAGCUCUUCUUCUUCUGGGAAUUCUGAUUUUUCUUCGACUUAGACGAAGAGUAUUAUGGCGGGUUAUAAAGGUCACGAUGAAUAUGAUUAUCUGUUUAAGCUGGUUUUGAUCGGUGAUUCAGGGGUGGGAAAAUCAAACCUGCUCUCGAGGUUUACGAAGAACCAAUUUAAUUUAGAAUCGAAGUCGACGAUUGGGGUUGAGUUUGCUACCAAGAAUUUGGAGAUCGAUGGGAAGGUAAUCAAGGCUCAGAUUUGGGAUACUGCUGGACAAGAAAGGUACCGAGCGAUAACCAGUGCUUACUACCGAGGAGCGGUAGGUGCUUUGCUUGUGUACGAUGUCACUCGACGACCAACAUUCGAGAACGCUGCAAGAUGGUUAAAGGAAUUGAGGAAUCACACAGACCCAAACAUGGUAGUGAUGCUCAUUGGCAACAAAUGCGAUUUACGACACCUCGUUCUCGUUCCAACCGAAGAUGGAAAAUCAUUUUCCGAGAUGGAGUCUUUAUACUUCAUGGAGACCUCUGCACUGGAUGCAACGAACGUCGAGAGUGCUUUCACGGAGGUGCUCUCUCAAAUAUAUCGCAUCGUGUGCAAGAGAUCAGUCGAGGCAGGCGACAGCGCAAGCGGUUCAACCCUUCCGUCGAAAGGCCAGACAAUAGAUGUCAAGGACGACUCGUCGGUUCUGAAGAGGAUUGGAUGUUGCUCCAGCUAAGUUAAAAGCUUCAAACAUUUACACAGAAAUACAGCAAGUGAUUACUUAUUUUGUAUAUUUGUAUCUCUUUUGUAGAAUAAGAGCAUGGUUGUGGUUGGUUGUGGUUU